Paramecium octaurelia is the source of this 1485-nucleotide messenger RNA. The record is from the annotation of a GenBank genome assembly. NCBI's taxonomy places the organism in Eukaryota, Ciliophora, Oligohymenophorea, Peniculida, Parameciidae.
AUGAAUUAAAAAGAAAGAAGAAGAAUAUAUUCAUUAUAAAACAGAGAUCCAAUUAAUGUAGUGAAAACUCGUAUGGAUGUUUCAAUGGACAAUUUACAAAAAAGAAAAACACUAAAUUCUGAGUUGCCUUAAUUGGCAUAGAACAAAUUACGCAUGACUAAUUAUACGACCUCAAUGUAAUUGCAGCAGAAAACCAAAUAUGAACAAUUGUCGUUGAAAAUUCUUAAGGAACCUUACAGGGCAUUAAAUAUCAAGUAAAGAAUGAUAACAAAUCAUUUUACGUUACAGUAAAAAAUUUAAGACACGAUAGCUUAUGAUUGCAUCAAACAUAUUUUGUCCAACACAGACAAUACAAUAAUCAAGGGAUAAGUGAUUCUUCCUGUCUAAAACGAACAAUAAUAUACUAUUCCAGUAUCGAGAUAAGGCAGUCGAGUAGUGAAAUAUGAUCAUUUUGGAUUAGUAUUUGGAGGACAUUCUCACAGAGAAAAUAUUGAAAUUCAUGCAAUUUCAUUACUGAAUGGUUAAUGGAAGAGGAAACAAGAGUUUUGUUAAUCUUAGAUAGAAUAAUUGAAAUUGAGAUAGGUUCUAAAUCCAAAUUUGAGAUUGGGGUGUUACUUUAGUUUGAACAUUGAUGAAAAUAAAACAAUAUAUGCUUUUGGGGGAGAGAAAAACACAAAUAGUAGAAAGACCACAAAUAUGGUCACUAGGAUAUGCUUAGAAGAUGAUAGACUAGAAUGGCAAUAAUAUCCAACUUAAAUUGGGUGUCGUAGAAAUCAUAGUGGAUGUUAUAGUCACAACCAUCUCAUUAUUGUUGGUGGACUAGAUGAUAGCGAAUUGAAUACGAAAUUUUAUAGUGACUUUUAGUUGAUCAAUUUGACUAACAUGAAUUGUACUCAAUUUUAUCCAAAGUUUUAUUAGAAAUAGGUUAUUCAAAAUGAUCACCCUUUUAAAUUGGGGAUAGCUUAUCAUAGUGCAAUUUUAGUAGGGAAUCCAUAUUUGAGAAUGAAUUAUGAUUUCACUUCGAAUACCAAAAAGGAGGAGUAGGCAGAUUAAUUGUUUAGCAAGGAAGGCAUCUAUAUUUUUGGAGGGAAGGAUAGUGAGGACAAUCUUUAUAGCGAGUUGUAUCAGUUAAUUAUUGAUACGUACCCGUCGGUAUUGUAGGUUGUGGAGACUAUUGGCUAGAAGCCUCUUGGGAGAAGAUCUCAUAGCAUGAAUUAUGAUGAGAAGAUAAGUGCCUUGUUGUUGUUUGGGGGGACGAAUGAAAUGGAAUGUUUUGGAGAUUUGCAUUUGUUAUUUUUAAAGAAUUACACUUGGUAGAAAGUGCAAUUGUAGGGGUAUUUGGAAUACCCAUUUAGAUAUGAGCAUUGCAGCGUUUAUAAUGAAGAUAAAUUGUUUAUAUUUGGAGGUUUAAGCUAAAAUGGAUUUUUAAUGUAUAAUCCUAUUUAAAUAUAAAUUAAAUUUAAAACAAUUCGUAAACAUAAUUGA